UUGUUUUUUCGAAGACAAGCGUCUUUGCAUGGAUUCUUGAUUUCUUCACGGAAUUGGCUCUUGAGAUGAGAGGGGGCGGCGGGAGCGGGGGACAGUGUUUUUAACCUCGGAAAAUGGUGACGGGUAUUUGGUAAAAUGUCAAAACGCUGGGGCAGUGACUAUGUUGUCACGGAACAUCGGGAUCUGCAGGCGAAUACCAUGGCGGUGGAUGCCACCGGUAGCUAUCUUCUGCUGGCUGGACGAAGGUGUUUCGCUGUGAAACAGUUGGGCGAGGGGUCAGAUAAUCUUAAAAAAUUUACGAGACAAAGUAAAUAUGAAGUUGGAUCUGCAGAGUGGAACCCCACGUUACCGAACUGCCAUUUGUGUGCAAUUUCGAGCAACACUCGAGUGGAGGUUCUGAGCUUCGCUGGUGGAGGUGGACAAGACCUGCAGACAACCCACAGUCUCCGAGCCCACACUCGAGUCGUCAGUGACUUGAACUGGCACCCAAAGGAGCCGGACAUCCUCGCUUCCUGCAGCAUAGACACGUUCAUCCACAUCUGGGACCUCCGAGACCAGCGUAGGCCCUCCCUGUCCCUCUCAGCAGUCGCAGGAUCCUCCCAAGUGCGAUGGAACCCCCUCUCCCCCCACACCCUGGCCACAGCCCACGACGGAGACGUCAAAAUCUGGGAUCAAAGGAAGGGAAACAGCCCGGUGCAGUACAUAGCGGCUCACUUAACGAAAAUUCAUGGCCUCGACUGGUGUCCCUUCCAGCAGAACCAGCUGGCGACGUCCAGCCAAGACUGCACAGUUAAAAUCUUCGAUAUAACGAACCCCAGAAGAGCCGAGGGCAUCCUAACGACGAACUCCCCCGUCUGGAGGGCUAGGUACACACCCUUUGGCGAGGGUCUAGUGACAAUCGUUGUUCCUCAGCUCCGAAGGGGAGAGAACAGUCUUCUGCUAUGGAACACUUCUAAUUUCAGCGCUCCAAUCUACACUUUCGUUGGCCACACUGAUGUGGUCCUCGAGUUCCAAUGGAGAAAUCAAAAAGCAGAUAAUAAUGACUACGAAUUGAUCACUUGGUCGAAGGACCAGUGCCUCAGGAUAUUCAAGAUCGAUCCCUUCUUGAAGAAACUUUGUGGUCAUGACAUGGACGACACUACCUCAGUCUACACGCAGUAUUCAGAAGACACCAACUUGAGGGCUCUGAGAUCUCCUCAACAGAUAGCUCUUCAAGAUCCCCAGAGUGAGCCUGAGAUGAAAUUCGCGUCCAAGUCUGAUGGACCUGUCAUUCAGAGCGAAAUUGUGACGGUGGAGAAUGAGAAGGAGGUGCCUUCGCCAACUCAACCGAAGACUCUUCAGCAGGAAUUUUCGUUGAUCAAUAUGAAUAUUCCCAAUAUUGAACUUAAUGCUAUGGACGCUGUGGAGAGGAGCUGCACGGUUACUGCGAGGAAUAAGAAUUACAAUGUGAUUUUGAAAGUCAAUUUUCCAGGGAAUUAUCCUUGCGCUGCGCAGCCCACUUUCCAAUUCUGCCCUGGAACGACUGUUGACAAUACCACGAUGGCUAAAUUGCUCAGGGUUUUGAAGCAAACGGCGCAGCAGAGAGUGAGGAAGAAUAGAUCUUGCUUGGAGCCGUGUCUCAGACAAUUGAUAACUACGUUGGAGCAGACUUGUGCCACUAAUGAGAGCGAGGUCAAUCAUCUGGGUUAUAUUCAGGCGCCUACGGACUUCUUGGCCUCAUCGAAUAUUCUGUCGAAUUACCAGGACACGUACAUUCCUUUUCCGAGAACAUCUGGGGCCAAGUUUUGUGGUGUGGGGGUGCUAGUCUGCUUUGGAAGGUCGACUUACAGCAGGAGAACGUCGGUUAAGCCUGAUGGAAUCACUCCCAGGGCACUCUCUGCUCUGGCAGCGAUCGGAAAUGGACCCUUCAUGAAUAUGUAUUCGGGGUCGUUUGGACAGUCUGCGGACACCAUGUCCAUCAGUUCUUUCUAUUUUCAGGACAGGCAAAAAACUAUUAGGAGAACUGCACACGGUUCGAGUAGAGCACAAAGCAGGAAUUGCUACAAGAAUUUCUAUUCGAUAGCAACAGUCUACGACGCAUCGUCUCUCUUCUUCGUGAACAAGGAACUCGCUGAGAAGUACAUCAUCAAUAUUACGGAUAUUCCUGGUAUGUGCCAGCACAAUGCCAAUGUGGCAGCUUCUCUAGAGCGACCGGACCUGGUGCAGGCGUGGUACUUAGCUUCUUUGGUGAUAUCCUCACCCCUGUCGAACAAUUCACAAAGUUCUUGUUAUAUGGAUAUCGUGCCUCCCUGGCCGUUGCAUCCCUUUGGGCAAAAUUUAAUCCAUUCUUUAAUUCAACAUUACGCCAAUCAAUCCGACGUUCAAAUGGCUGCAAUGCUGAGUUGUGCUGUCAGUUAUCGUUCUGAAAACCACGACAACAGUCAAACACUCCCAAGUAAAUCAGUCAACAUCAGCAGGCUAUUCACUGGAAAAUGGUGGUUGAAGCCAGGGGGAUCGCCCUAUCACACCAUUCACCCAGCAGACACGAGCCUCGAGGGCUGGAAUUUUCAAAACCUCAAGCAAAAUCGUUCGAACUCUUGGUCUGAGUCACUGGAUGAUUUGAAACUGACUCAAGACACUUUUGGCGAGACUGAGAGGAGUCUCAAACUUCUGGAUGAAAAGAACACUCUUUUGUAUGAUUGUUACAAGAAGGCUUAUGCUGAGGUGCUGCACAGGUGGAGGCUUUUGGAUGCCAGGGCACAAGUUCUCAAGCACGUUAGCUUGUCGCAUAUAGAUACGAAUAAGGAUGUCGAGUUUCAGAGCGAAUGCCAUCUGUGCACGAAGACCAGCAGGGGACCCCAGUGCUCUCAUUGCAAGAGAUUGACGUUUCAAUGUGUUAUUUGCCACAUUUCUGUUAGAGGUCCAAGCAAUUUUUGCACCGUCUGUGGUCACGGAGGUCACACACAGCAUCUAGCCGCAUGGUUCACCAAAGAAAGUGUUUGUCCAACUGGCUGUGGCUGUUCCUGUCUGCAGGAAAGUACUUCACUACUUAAAAUGUAAAUUUGUGUAAUAUAAAUGAAAAAGACUGUAAAUUAGUUACGUUAACUAUUAGACUCCAUGUAUCUCAUGUACAUUCUGUAAAAUACAUUUUUCAUACUGAAUA
Diachasma alloeum is the source of this 3142-nucleotide messenger RNA. It is a transcript of the gene Wdr59, whose product is annotated as GATOR complex protein WDR59. The coding region runs from base 136 to 3039 and encodes 967 amino acids. The transcript has 9 exons. Gene Ontology annotation, molecular function: protein binding. The record is from RefSeq and is a predicted model, not a curated record. NCBI's taxonomy places the organism in Eukaryota, Metazoa, Arthropoda, Insecta, Hymenoptera, Braconidae.